AUGGAUUCAGUAUAUGGACAUUAUAAUCAGAACGCUUCAGAAAAAAUUAAUAUAAAGGAAUAUUUUUCAAGAUAUUCCAAUAUUAUUAAGCCUUGUUAUCUUAGUUGUUUGGCUUCAACAACCGAUCAAUCUAUUCUUAAAAUAAUGAAAAAUGAUUUAGGAAAUGAGGAAAUGGAUUUGUUGUCAGAAUACUGCAGCGAAGAAAAUUUAACUAUACCCGGAGAGAUUCCUAGAUUGAAAGAAAAUCUACCAAUAAAAAAUAAAGACUUACGUAAAAAGUAUGGAAAAAUCAAUAAAUACAAUGAAAGCACGAUUGAUCUUGCUGUACCGUACGAAGAUAUUUUCAUUGAUAUUAGAAUAUAUGAACCUUUUAUGCAUUCAUCGAAUCAUAUGAAAAGUAACUACAGAAAGGCAAGACCUACCUUGAAAUAUGUGAUAACAAUGUUAGGGAAACAGACGCUUGCUGAAUUGCGCGAUAAAAUAAAAUGCUUAUCCGAUUUAUCAAUUCCAGUAGAAACCAGUGAUAAUCCUAAUCAAUCAUUUCAACCAUUGGCAAAAGAUGUGUACAAAUCAGGCUUCUUUUAUAUAGAAGAUACAUUUUACAACGACUUUAGAGAUCCAGCAAAUAUAGAUUAUAGCGAAGUAAUAGUAGAAUGGGCAAAGAUAAAACAAUUAGGACCAUUUCAUACUGAUUCUAUGGAAAAAGUUACAAUAGAUUCUCUUUCUGUAAGAUUUGGUUAUCCAUGGGUAUAUCAGCAUCAAGGCUUUUGUGAACAUCUCAUUAUAUUCAGUGAUGCAAGAUUGGUACAACCUUAUGACGAAUUACAUAUAUCUGCAUAUCCAAGAAUACAAAGAAUCAGACCCCAAAGAGCUAACUACUGCUUCAUGUGCGGAAUUCUGCCUGUUAGAUGGAUUACAACGGAUCACGAUAGAGUACCUCAUAAUCCUUGCUUUUUUUAUAGGAAAUUUUAA
Vespula pensylvanica (western yellowjacket) is the source of this 972-nucleotide messenger RNA. It is a transcript of the gene Pbp49, whose product is annotated as snRNA-activating protein complex subunit 3. Gene Ontology annotation, molecular function: RNA polymerase II cis-regulatory region sequence-specific DNA binding; core promoter sequence-specific DNA binding; bent DNA binding. The record is from RefSeq and is a predicted model, not a curated record. Lineage: Eukaryota; Metazoa; Arthropoda; Insecta; Hymenoptera; Vespidae. The transcript is spliced from 6 exons. Gene Ontology annotation, biological process: snRNA transcription by RNA polymerase III; snRNA transcription by RNA polymerase II. Bases 1 to 972 code for a protein of 323 amino acids. Gene Ontology annotation, cellular component: snRNA-activating protein complex.